AUGAACGCCUACAGUGGGCACACCUAUAAGUUCACUAAGGAGGAUGGGAGUUUCAAGUAUAUCAAGGUUCACAUCAAAACGCAGAUAGGAGUCAAGAAUCUCAACCGUGAAACCUCCAUCAAAAUAGCCGGCGAAAAUCCUGAUUUCUUGGUGGACGACCUUUACCAGGCGAUUGAGAAAGGAGACUUCCCUGUGUGGGAUGUGUUCGUGCAGAUAAUGGACCCUAAUGAGGCGGAGACAUACAAGGUCAAUAUUUUCGACAUGACGAAAGUGUGGUCGCACAAAGACUUUCCCUUGCGCCAAAUUGGACGCUUGACUCUGAAUCGCAACCCGCGAAACUACUUCACCGACAUUGAACAGGCCGCGUUCUCCCCAUCGACCAUGGUUCCAGGCUGGGCCCCAUCUGCAGAUCCAAUGCUUCAAGCAAGAAUGUUUGCCUACCCUGACGCGGCCCGGUACCGCCUUGGCGUGAAUUACCAGCGACUGCCAACAAAUCGCGCGGCUGUGCCUGUCUACAGCCCUUUCCAGCGUGAUGGCUUUAUGAAUUUUACUGAAAAUUAUGGGGAUGAUCCUAAUUAUGUUGGAUCUAUGUUGCACCCGACGACAUUUAGGGCUUCGUCACUUGGGGCUCGCAGCGGUGGAGGACUCAGCACGGUCACCGAGCAUGAGAAGUGGGCAGGCGAGGUUUCAAACUUCACUAGUGAAGUUGGGCCCGAAGAUUUCGAGCAAGCAACGGCUCUUUGGGAGGUAUUAGGUCGAGACGGCAAACACCAGGAUCGAUUCGUAGGCAACGUCGCGGACCAUGUCUCGAAGGUGACCAACUCAAAGCUACGGAUGAAGGUUUACGGUACAACUAUUCUCCCACGUCAGCAAUAUAUUGGCGGUCCGGCAGAGGCAAUUUUCGCAGAUCAACGUGCUGUGGCGCUUUAG
Molecule: messenger RNA, 930 nt
Organism: Phaeoacremonium minimum UCRPA7
Lineage: Eukaryota; Fungi; Ascomycota; Sordariomycetes; Togniniales; Togniniaceae
Product: putative catalase protein
Exons: 6
Coding region: 1-930 (309 amino acids)
Biological process (GO): response to hydrogen peroxide; hydrogen peroxide catabolic process
Cellular component (GO): mitochondrion; peroxisome; cytoplasm
Molecular function (GO): heme binding; catalase activity
Source: RefSeq, a predicted model, not a curated record